This is a messenger RNA of Scophthalmus maximus (turbot), 980 nucleotides long. RefSeq names its product stathmin. Lineage: Eukaryota; Metazoa; Chordata; Actinopteri; Pleuronectiformes; Scophthalmidae. Bases 157 to 591 code for a protein of 144 amino acids. Gene Ontology annotation, molecular function: tubulin binding. Gene Ontology annotation, cellular component: cytoplasm; neuron projection. The transcript is spliced from 5 exons. Gene Ontology annotation, biological process: regulation of microtubule polymerization or depolymerization; microtubule depolymerization; neuron projection development. The record is from RefSeq and is a predicted model, not a curated record.
AGUCAGUCGGUUUUUUUUUUUGCGCGAAGCUGCAGAUGUUGGCGGCCCGAGUUGCGAGCACACCGACCACAGAGCCGAGGCGAGGAGCAGCGAGCAGCGCGUCGACUGGAGCAGCGAAGCACUUGACGUGGCAUUAAAAACAACAUUUCUGCAGAAAUGGAAAGCUGUGGAGACAUCCAAGUGAAGGAACUGAACAGGCGUAGUUCAGGUCAGGCAUUUGAGGUCAUCCUGAGCCCCUCAAGCAAAGAUGCCAAUAGGGAAUUUCCACUGUCCCCUCUUAAGAAGAAGGGAACAUCACUGGAUGAGAUCAAGAGGAAACUGGAUGCUGCUGAGGAGAGACGCAAGAGCCACGAGGCUGAAGUGCUGAAACACUUGGCCGAGCAACGAGAUCACAGCAAGGAAGUCAGCCAGAAGGCCUUCGAGGAAAACUGCAACUUCCGCAAUACGGUGCGAGAGAAACUCAAUCAGAAGAUGUUGGCAAACAUGGAGAAUCGCUCAGCACAGAUGGCAGCUCUCAACGAGAAGUUCAAGGAGAAGGACAAGAAGCUUGAAGAAGUGAGGAAGAACAAGGAGGCGAUGAAAGAAAACUAAUUUGUUUUAUGAUCUGGAAACUGUUUCCAAUCUCCAAAAAAAAGCUAUAUUUUUUUAACUGACAUUUAGUAGUAAACUACUUUAGUAGUUCUGAUUUUUUUUCUGAAGUAGUUGGUCAUAGUGGUUAGAUUUUGUGUGGAUAGAGUCAGAUUUUCCUCUACUUGUAGAUUUCUCUUUGGCAGCUGAGUACACAUUAUUUUGUAGUACAAACUAUAUUUUUCCAUGAGCAGGCAUUUCAUUGUAAUAAAUUGGCCCUUAUGCUUCAUACUGUUACAGUGUGUUAUAAAUGUAUCGUCAAAUCAACUGUUCUGAACUGUUGAUAAAGUGUUAAGUUUGAAAAUACUAUACACUGCCAAGGUUGUACCAUUAAAGUUUGUUUCUGUCCUGGA